Molecule: messenger RNA, 1911 nt
Organism: Prosopis cineraria
Lineage: Eukaryota; Viridiplantae; Streptophyta; Magnoliopsida; Fabales; Fabaceae
Product: protein FIZZY-RELATED 3
Exons: 8
Coding region: 231-1655 (474 amino acids)
Biological process (GO): anaphase-promoting complex-dependent catabolic process; positive regulation of anaphase-promoting complex-dependent catabolic process; positive regulation of ubiquitin protein ligase activity
Cellular component (GO): anaphase-promoting complex
Molecular function (GO): ubiquitin ligase activator activity; anaphase-promoting complex binding; protein binding
Source: RefSeq, a predicted model, not a curated record
AAUGAAAGCUCUUUCUCUUUCCUGACGCUCCUCUAAUCACCUCAAUUUAGAAAACCCCAAAAUACGACCGUUGGGAGUCUUCCUCUUCUUUUUUGAUGACAUGGAGUCUUCCUCUUCAGUCUUCACCGACACAACACUAAACUAGAAACAAAAAGGCCUCCCGGGACUGACUCCUCUUCCGUCUUCUUUCUCUUCGCCUGCCUGCCUGCCCGCUCAAAGAAAUCCAAGAAAUGGAGUUGCCUCCGUCCAGGAAAUCGUCCGGACUGAAUCUUCCAGUCGGCAUGUUGGGAAGCUCGCUACGGCUGGACACCUUUUCGGGUUGUUUGCGGGCCAAUCCCAAUCUGUCAUCGCCUUCCAAAUCCUCCUCCUCGUGCAGCGAUAGAUUCAUACCCUGCAGAUCUUCUUCCAGGCUCCAUACCUUCGGGCUGGUGGAUAAGCCUUCCCCAGUGAAAGAUGGGGCAAACGAGGCUUAUACCAGGUUGCUGAAAACUGAGCUCUUUGGGUCUGACUUCGGUUCUCCUUCCCCUGCAGGUCAAGCUUCCCCCAUGAGUCCCAGCAAGAAUAUGCUACGCUUCAAGACUGACCAUUCCGGUCCCAGCUCUCCCUUCUCGCCCUCCGUUUUAGGCCACGAUUCUGCUUUCUCUUCCGAGUCUUGCACCCCUCCAAAGCCUCCUCGCAAGGUCCCCAAAACACCCCAUAAGGUUUUGGAUGCCCCGUCACUUCAAGAUGACUUUUACCUGAAUUUAGUCGAUUGGUCCUCACAAAAUGUUCUUGCCGUGGGACUGGGCACUUGCGUGUACCUCUGGAGUGCUUCCAACAGCAAAGUGACAAAGCUAUGUGAUUUGGGACCUCAUGAUGGCGUGUGUUCUGUCCAGUGGACCCGGGAGGGCUCCUACAUUUCCAUUGGCACAAAUCUGGGUCAAGUUCAGAUUUGGGAUGGAACUCAGUGCAAGAGGGUCAGAACAAUGGGCGGGCAUCAGACAAGAAUCGGUGUGCUGGCAUGGAAUUCACGCAUGUUAGCAUCAGGAAGCCGGGACAGGAACAUACUUCAGCAUGAUAUGAGAGUCUCGAAUGACUUCGUUAGCAGGCUCGUCGGGCACAAGUCCGAGGUAUGUGGAUUAAAGUGGUCGCAUGACGACAGGGAACUAGCAUCUGGUGGAAAUGAUAACCAGCUGUUGGUAUGGAAUCAACACUCGCAGCAGCCGGCAUUGAGGCUCACGGAGCACACAGCUGCAGUGAAGGCCAUCGCAUGGUCGCCUCACCAGAUUGGCCUCCUUGCGUCUGGUGGUGGAACGGCUGAUAGGUGCAUUCGCUUCUGGAACACAACAAAUGGCCACCACUUGAACUGCGUUGACACUGGCAGCCAGGUGUGCAACCUUGCUUGGAGUAAAAAUGUGAACGAGCUAGUGAGUACUCAUGGCUACUCCCAGAAUCAGAUUAUGGUGUGGAAAUAUCCGUCAAUGGCCAAGGUUGCGACACUAACUGGCCACAGCAUGCGAGUGCUGUACCUUGCAACGUCCCCCGAUGGUCAGACCAUAGUCACUGGUGCAGGGGAUGAAACUCUUCGGUUUUGGAAUAUUUUUCCCUCCAUGAAAUCGCCCGCGUCGGUCAAGGAUUCAGGCAUGUGGUCUCAAGGGCGUACCCAUAUUCGAUGAUAAGGGAGAACCGGAGAAAUGCCACGGGGGAUGUGAGAGGAAAAGGUGGCUUUUAAAUUAUUGUUAACUAACUAUUUGUAAAUGGAUACUGCUUUUUUUUUUUUUUGGGGGGUGUCUGACACCGAACACGGAGGAUGUGACGUUAUGAAUUAAAUGUAAAGUGUUAAUCCAUGUUAUUAGGUAGCUAUUCAUUAAAUUAAUUUAUGAAUUACCAGCUGCGCUUCUAGACGAUAGAAGGAAAAGGUUGAUUUAUGAA